Messenger RNA from Saccharomyces kudriavzevii IFO 1802, 879 nucleotides. RefSeq names its product S-adenosylmethionine-dependent methyltransferase (gene CRG1). The coding region runs from base 1 to 879 and encodes 292 amino acids. Lineage: Eukaryota; Fungi; Ascomycota; Saccharomycetes; Saccharomycetales; Saccharomycetaceae. Gene Ontology annotation, molecular function: S-adenosylmethionine-dependent methyltransferase activity. The record is from RefSeq and is a predicted model, not a curated record. The transcript has a single exon.
AUGCCCAGGACUAGCUAUUUAGACGAAAAUUUUGAAGCUACUCAUUACAAUAAUGUGCGUCCCUCUUAUCCCCAAUCUUUAGUAAGUGAGGUAAUGAAAUUUCACAAGGGUCCAUGCAAAAGUUUGGUUGAUAUUGGAUGCGGCACAGGAAAAGCAACUUUUCUCUUCGAACCUUAUUUUGAGGAAGUCAUUGGGAUUGAUCCCUCUUCUUCCAUGCUCUCCAUUGCUGAGAAAGGAAGAAAUGACCGUAAAUUAGAUGGGAAGAUUAGGUUUAUCAAUGCUUUUGGUGAGGACUUAUCCAGCAUUCAGCCAGGAACUGUGGAUACAGUUAUUGGCGCAGAAGCCAUUCAUUGGUGCAAUUUGGAAAAGCUGUUCCAGCAAGUUUCUUCCAUAUUACGAAGUGAUGGAACUUUUGCAUUUUGGUUUUAUAUUCAGCCGGAAUUUGUGGAUUUUGGUCCAAAAGCCUUAGAUGUAUACUACAAGUAUGGUUGGAGUGAGGAUUACAUGGGUAAAUACCUGGACGACAAUCAAAGGGAAAUUCUAUUGAAUUACGGUGGUGAAAAACUACGGACUUUAUUAGCAGAUCAAUUUAAGGAUAUUGAGGUGACAAUUUACAGUCCUUCGGACACGGACACGUCAACAGUAACUGCUGAAAAAAAUCAGUUUCUCUGGAGGACGACUAUUACUUUGAACCAAUUCAAAGAGUUCGUGAAAAGUUGGAGCUUAUACUCUUCUUGGAUUGGAAACCAUCCUGGGGAACCGGAUAUUGCGGAUAUAUUUGUUAACGAGUUGAAAGAGGUCUGCCAUUGUGAUAACUUGGAUGUGCCUUUGAAGGUAGAGUGGUCCACCUUUUAUUAUUUAUGUAGAAAAGGAGGAUAA